This is a messenger RNA of Limanda limanda (common dab), 1806 nucleotides long. It is a transcript of the gene rxraa, whose product is annotated as retinoid X receptor, alpha a. Gene Ontology annotation, cellular component: nucleus; RNA polymerase II transcription regulator complex. The transcript is spliced from 11 exons. NCBI's taxonomy places the organism in Eukaryota, Metazoa, Chordata, Actinopteri, Pleuronectiformes, Pleuronectidae. The coding region runs from base 236 to 1753 and encodes 505 amino acids. Gene Ontology annotation, molecular function: nuclear receptor activity; zinc ion binding; retinoic acid-responsive element binding. The record is from RefSeq and is a predicted model, not a curated record. Gene Ontology annotation, biological process: cell differentiation; positive regulation of transcription by RNA polymerase II; anatomical structure development.
GGAGAGGAGGCAGCAGCUGAGUGAACAAACAGAGACACACGUUCGGUUUGUUUCUGCGGAGACUCACACACACAGAGACAGACACACACACACAGAGAGACAGACACACACACAGACACACACACAGAGACCUGUCCCUGCAGCAGCUCCACGGGAGACAGGGGGACAGACAGGGGGGACAGCUCCGGGUCUGGGUCGGUCUCCGCGGGCAUGAGCUAACCCACCAGCCGAGGACAUGGAGACGAAACCCUUCCUGUCACUGGGGUUCCUGAAGCCCCAGUGCUCAUUGGCCCCCCCCAUGCAGCGAGGUCGCUCAGGCGAAGCGUGUUCCUGCUUCAGCGGCAUGUGUCCGCUGCACCAGCGCCGCCUGUCCUCAGGUAACUCCUACUACUCUUCAGGCCAGAUGAGCUCCUCCCCCCUGGGCUCGCCCACGUCCCACCGGGGGAUGCACCCGUCCCUGCUCAGCCCGACCUCCAUGGGACCCUCGGGCUCGCUGCACUCUCCCAUCAGCUCGCUGAGCUCGCCCAUGAACGGCAUGGCCUCGCCCUUCUCCGUCAUCAGCUCGCCCAUGGGUCCGCACUCCAUGAACUCGCCGGGCAUGGGCUACGGCCCCAGCGUCAGCCCCCAGCUGAACUCGCCCAUGCACUCGGUCAGCAGCACGGAGGACAUCAAGCCGCCGCUGGGUCUCAACGGCGUGAUGAAGGUCCCGGCCCAGCCCUCCAGCACGGCGCUGUCGCUCACCAAACACAUCUGCGCCAUCUGUGGGGACCGCUCCUCAGGUAAACACUACGGGGUUUACAGCUGCGAAGGCUGCAAAGGUUUUUUCAAACGGACGGUGCGCAAGGAUCUGACCUACACCUGCCGCGACAGCAAGGACUGUGUCAUCGACAAACGCCAGAGGAACCGCUGCCAGUACUGCCGCUACCAGAAGUGUUUAGCGAUGGGCAUGAAGAGAGAAGUUUUGUUACAUGCAGCCGUUCAGGAGGAGCGCCAGCGAGCCAAGGAGAGGAGUGAGAGCGAGGUGGAGUCCACCACCUGCGCCAACGAGGACAUGCCGGUGGAGAAGAUCCUGGAGGCGGAGCAGGCGGUGGAGCCCAAGACUGAGACGUACAUCGAGACCAACCUGGGGGCGCCGUCCAACUCGCCCAACGACCCAGUGACAAACAUCUGUCAAGCGGCCGAUAAACAACUCUUCACCCUGGUGGAGUGGGCCAAGAGGAUCCCGCACUUCUCCGAGCUGCCGCUGGACGACCAGGUCAUCCUCCUACGAGCAGGUUGGAAUGAGCUCCUCAUUGCAUCGUUCUCGCACCGGUCGAUAGCGGUGAAAGACGGGAUCCUGUUGGCGACCGGGCUGCACGUGCACCGCAACAGCGCCCACAGCGCCGGAGUGGGCGCCAUCUUCGACAGAGUGCUCACGGAGCUGGUGUCUAAGAUGAGGGACAUGCAGAUGGAUAAGACAGAACUGGGGUGCCUUCGAGCUAUCGUCCUUUUCAAUCCAGACUCGAAAGGUUUGUCGAACCCAGGUGAGGUCGAAGCCCUGAGAGAGAAAGUCUACGCGUCGUUAGAGGCCUACUGCAAACAGAAGUACCCGGAGCAGCCCGGCAGGUUCGCCAAGCUGUUGCUACGGUUACCGGCGCUGCGCUCCAUCGGCCUCAAGUGUCUGGAGCACCUGUUCUUCUUCAAGCUCAUCGGGGACACGCCCAUCGACACCUUCCUCAUGGAGAUGCUAGAAGCGCCGCAUCAGAUGACAUAAUGGCGCCGAUGGUCGAGCCAUCCCCCCGCCCGCCCUCUCCUCCUCCUUCUCCU